AUGCCUGGCCAAUGGCAAUUGGAAGACUUGAAGCAGGAGGCACAAACAUGUGACCAUCUGACCAACUACUUGACUGCUUCUGACUGGAAAGCUUUCAAGGAACUGCCCUUCUGGCAGGCAGCCAAUGUUUUGAUUGCCAGGCUGAAGAAAAUUGGUGUCAAGAGCCUCAAAGAAAGCUUAAAGAAAAGGUGCAUUGCCAUUAUGGUUCUGAAUGAAAUGGAGAAGGGCAAACCCUUUCCCACCUACAAGGCCAUCUAUGACACAGCCCAGCAAUUCUCAAGUGCUUUCUUGAGCUCUUCUCACCAAGCAGCCCCAGGGGUGCCUUGCGUCCUCACCUACCCCGUGCAGCCUUCCAUGGUCAAUGAAAGCUUUGUGGCCACAGCCUAUGACAAUGAAGACCCACCUGUUUCCAAGCACUUGGAAGACCUCAACUUCUUGGUGCUGCAUCAUAUCCCAGUCAGGUCCACCAGUAGGCUGCUGAGAGAAGACAGCAGCAAGGUUCUUGACAAGAAGCUCAAGAGAAAGAGUUCUGUACUGGCAGAAGAGGAUUUGGAGGACAGAGUGGCUGACAGAGUGGUGGGCCAGCUAAGUUGCAAGUUGGAGAGGCUGCUGGGCGAUAGAAGUCAGGCCCCUGGCACUGUGGCAAGACCUUGCUUGAGUUUGUCAAAGCCUCUGUCAGUGGAAGGUGCCAACAGCCUUGAGAACAUGAAGCCCAAAGCCUUGCUGAAUUUGCCUUCUGCCAACUCCUUUACUUGCUCUGAAGCAAGUAAGCAACAGGACAAUGGUGACAGGAUGGAUAAUGACCAGCUCCAAGUGGCUUUACCUGAUUUGGAAGAGGAGCAGUUUCAAGAACUGAAAAAUGAGAAGACAAUGCCCAAAUCCAACCCCACCACAAAGCCAAAGGAGAAAAAUGUCAAGGGUGCUGUCCUCAAGAGGCCUGCAGCCAGUGUGCUGAAGAGGCCUGCAGCCAGUGUGCAAGUGGCACCUCAAGACCUUGCAGAGCAGGACCAGGACUGCUGGGGGUGUCUUCGAUGUCGACGCAAUGUGAAAGGAUGCUUGUCCUGCAGAAAGAAAGACUUUGCUGGCUUAAGAUGCAAUGGAAGGGAAGCUUGGAAGGCAGCUUUGGCAAAGGAUGGCAAAAGCUGGAAGUGAUUGCCCAUGCAGUAGGAUUUGGGGAAGCAAGCUCAAAGGCAAGCAUGUUUUGGUGCAAAACUGAACCACAUGUCUUGACAUCCCACUGAAAC
Molecule: messenger RNA, 1244 nt
Organism: Durusdinium trenchii
Lineage: Eukaryota; Dinophyceae; Suessiales; Symbiodiniaceae
Source: the annotation of a GenBank genome assembly